UUAAUCGGUUACGUUUUCGACCUUUGUGGCCAUGAAAUGGUCACUAUCUGCCGCGACUAUACCUUCGGUCGCUAUCGUUUCCAGAGAGAAGAUGGCAGCGUGAAUCUUGACAUGUUCCUCAGAACCAAGCAGUCCAAAUCCGAACCCGAGCCUAAGCCAAUCAAGACCAAGCAUGAUCUAUCUACAAGAGCGCAUCAGAACAAGACCCGCCGAAGCACUCGUGGACUGCCCUCAUCUGACGCUCUGUGCGGUGAUGAUCUUACCCCUGGAUCCAACAUGUCUUCCCCGGCCGCUCCUGAUACGACUGGGCCCUCUAUCGCUAGAGCAUCUCCCGUCAUGCCGAUUCCACCGGUAGCCAACAACACCGAUGCACGUGAGGAGCUUAUCCAAAAAGAGAGUGAUGUUGAGGCUCAAUGGUCAACUCCGGCUUAUGCCGUUGUCGGCCCAGGCCUGCCUAUCGAUGAGUACAGGAUGAUGAUCUUCCAAAUUUCUCGCACUUAUAGUGCCAGCGUUUCCAUCGUCCCCGAGAUCGCCGACCUCAUCAAGGCGCUUGGCCAGGCUGUUACACAAGAUGACAGAGAUGCCUUAUGCCAGACAUUCGCAAAGAUUAUGACGUCCCUGCUAGCCGCUUCGGCACCAACUGCUAUCAACUUCCUGGAGGAGGAGCAUGAAGACAUGGUCUCGAGUGCUGUGGCCGAGUUCGGUAUGGACUUGCUGACCAACUCUGCUGAGGGCGGUGCCCUUAUGGAUAGCAUGGCGAAGGAAUUGCUGGCCGGCCAGAGAGAAGGUUUAAGCGACGCAUUCGGGGCCCUUAGGAGUUUCUUGGUUUCGUACAGAGGUCGCUCUUAAGCGACAGAAGCAUCAUCUUUUGCGUUGUAGCGUUGCCUGAGAGUAGGAUAGGCUGUUUCCUAGUCAUCCGACCGACGAUGACUCACUUUGGCUACUAGGGUCCUAUGGCAAUAAGCAGUGAAUAGCAAUGAUUCUCCUUGUGAGCUUCCUCGA
Molecule: messenger RNA, 1002 nt
Organism: Aureobasidium subglaciale EXF-2481
Lineage: Eukaryota; Fungi; Ascomycota; Dothideomycetes; Dothideales; Saccotheciaceae
Exons: 3
Coding region: 37-849 (270 amino acids)
Source: RefSeq, a predicted model, not a curated record